Messenger RNA from Malurus melanocephalus (red-backed fairy wren), 8448 nucleotides. It is a transcript of the gene ELFN2, whose product is annotated as extracellular leucine rich repeat and fibronectin type III domain containing 2. Gene Ontology annotation, cellular component: plasma membrane. Gene Ontology annotation, molecular function: protein binding. The coding region runs from base 341 to 2767 and encodes 808 amino acids. Lineage: Eukaryota; Metazoa; Chordata; Aves; Passeriformes; Maluridae. The transcript has a single exon. The record is from RefSeq and is a predicted model, not a curated record.
UGGAAAAGGUGUGUCAGUCACUCAUGAGCAUCCAACAAUAUUCAUUAUCCGAGGCCUGAAUUUUUGUUUAGAAAAGAAGCACAAGGUAGUUCCCUUCCAGACCAAAUAUCCAUGGUCAGAGCUUUUGGGUGUUCUGGAGGAAGAUUGCAUGUGUUCCACUUCCUYCAUGCUCCUGGCUUGAUCCAGAGGGCAAGAAGAAACAAUGGUGAUGACAACUGCUAGGACUGGGGUGCUAAUUCCCUUCCAUUGCUAAGCCCCAGUUCCUGCUCCCUAGUUUCCUUUUGCUGUUGUCCUGAGAUUUGGCGUUGGUUUUUGUUGGGGAUUUUUUUUCCCCAUCCUGAUGAGGGCACCACUGCAGACCAUGCUGUGCCUGGGGCUGUGGGCAGCUGCCCUGCUCUGCUUGUUUUCCCCUGGUGCCGUGCGAGGUGACUGCUGGUUGAUCGAGGGGGACAAGGGGUAUGUGUGGCUGGCCAUCUGCAGCCAGAACCAGCCCCCAUAUGAGACCAUCCCCCAGCAUAUCAACAGCACAGUGCACGACUUGCGUCUGAACGAGAAUAAGCUCAAAGUGGUGUUGUACUCCUCCCUCAACCGGUUYGGCAAUCUGACUGAUUUGAACCUGACCAAGAAUGAGAUCUCCUACAUUGAGGAUGGGGCUUUCAUGGGUCAGUCAAACCUCCAGGUCUUACAGCUGGGCUACAAUAAACUCACCAACCUGACAGAGGGCAUGUUGCGGGGCAUGGCCCGUCUCCAGUUCCUCUUUGUGCAGCAUAACCUAAUUGAGCUGGUCACCCCUACUGCCUUCUCUGAGUGCCCCAGCUUGAUCAGCAUUGACCUGUCAUCCAACCGCCUCAGCCGUCUGGAGGGGAACACUUUCACCAGUUUGAGCAACCUGAUGGUGUGCGAGCUGGCUGGCAACCCCUUCAACUGCGACUGUAGCCUCUAUGGCUUUCUUAACUGGCUGGCUCUCUUCAACAAUGUCACCAAGAACUAUGACCGCCUCCAGUGUGAGACUCCGCGGGAGUUUGCUGGGUACCCRCUUCUGGUGCCUCGGCCUCACCACAACCGCAAUGCCAUCACCAUCUUCCAGUCCAUGUGCAGAGGGGGCACCAUCCCCUCCCUCUCCAGGAUCAACCCCACCCCUUACACCACUGACUCCCAGCGAGACCUGGAUGAGGGCUCAGCCAUCAGCCCUGGGGAUUUCCUCUCAGUCAAGCCUCCAGCCUCGUCCACCACUGACUCUUCCUUCAGUCCCAGCAUCAAGCUACAUGAUGUCACCAUCACUUCAGCCAUCCUGAUGGUCACCAUCCCGAUGCCCUACAGUAAGAUGUAUGUGCUGGUCCAAUACAACAACAGCUACGUUUCUGACAUAGCAACACUGAAGAGCAAGAAGGAAUACGUCACUGUUAACAAGCUGAAGGCCCACACUGAUUAUACAUUCUGUGUGGCCUCUAUCCGCAACAACAGGCGUUACAACCAUACUUGCCUGACCUUUGCAACGCGGAGCAAAGGCAGGGAGGAUCCUAUUUCUAGUACUUCCACCACUACACACUAUAUUAUGACCACCCUUGGUUGCCUCUUUGGGAUGGUCAUUGUCCUGGGGGUGGUGUACUACUGCCUGCGGAAGAGGAGGAUGCAGGAGGAGAAACAAAAGUCACUCAAUGUCAAAAAGACCAUUCUGGAAAUGCGUUAUGGAUCAGAUAUUGAUACCAGUACCAUGGUCCAUCCUUCCCAGAAGCUGGGUGAGCCACCUGUCAUCCCUGUCUCACGGAUGUCCUCCAUCCCUUCCAUGAUUGGGGAGAAGUUGCCCCCAUCAAAGUCAAUGGAAGCUGGGCUGGAGACUCCUAAAGUCACCACAAAAGGUAACUACAUUGAGGUGCGGACUGGUGGUGGGGAUGGGCUAGAGAGAACCCCGCGGGAUGAGGACCUGAGGGAGCUUGACAAUGGGCAAGGCUCAGCUGCUGAGAUCUCUACUAUAGCCAAGGAGGUAGACAAGGUCAACCAGAUCAUCAACAACUGUAUUGAUGCCCUCAAACUGGACACAGCGUCCUUCCUGGGUGGUGGGACUGGUGUUGACUCAGACAUGGCCUUUGAGUGCCAGUCCAUCCCAACCGGUUCCUCAAGUGGGCUAGAGCGGCCCAGCUUUCUUUCCCCACCCUACAAGGAAAGCUCCCACCACCCUUUGCAGCGCCAGCUCAGUGCUGAUGCUGCUGUGGCCAGAAAAACCUGCAGUGUCUCCUCCAGUGGCUCCAUCAAGAGCACUAAGGUCUUCAGCUUGGAUGUGCCUGACCAUCCACCGCUCAGCAAGUCUGACUCCAAAUACAUUGAGAAGGGUAGCCCACUUAACAGCCCUUUGGAUCGUCUUCCCUUGGUGUCUCCRAGUGCCAUCCACCACUUGGAAGUCAAGCCUUCUUACCACUGCAGCGAGCACCGUCAUUCCUUUCCAGCCCUGUACUACGAGGAAAGUGCUGACACCUUGAGCCAGCGGGUUUCAUUCCUCAAGCCGCUCUCCCGCUCCAAGCGAGACUCCACAUACUCCCAGCUCUCCCCUAGACACUACUUUUCGGGCUACUCCUCUAGCCCUGAGUACUCCUCAGAGAGCACCCACAAGAUCUGGGAGCGAUUCCGGCCUUACAAGAAGCAUCACAGGGAGGAGGUUUACAUGGCAGCUGGGCAUGCCCUGCGGAAGAAAGUUCAAUUUGCCAAGGACGAGGAUCUGCAUGACAUCCUGGAUUACUGGAAAGGAGUCUCUGCUCAGCAGAAGCUGUGACUCUUCCUUGCAAGGAAACAAUACAAACCAAGACCCCCCUCCAACAACCAGAAAAAAAAGCCACUUGACUGUGAAAAAUAAACCAACAACAAAAUACUCCUGACAAAUACAAAACUGACAAAACCUUUUCUUAAAGUUUACAACAACUCUCACACGUACAGACACACACACUGACACACACACACACGCCGAAUUGUCUCUACUGUGUUAUGGGGACCAUUGUUCUGCCCACAGAUGGUUGGGAGGAGUGUCCUGCUCUGACACUGUGGUAACAACCCUGGAGUGUGGURGCAAUGGCCUGGAAGUGGGUGGCAGUGGUGGCAGGGGAGGGGCAGUGAUGGACAGUCACCAGGCAUGAAACUCAGCUGUGAACUAUUCAUCUUUUUGUUCCUGUUGUAGGCUGAUUUUUCUUUUGGUGGGAAGGAAGGACUUUGGUUUAGAAAGCUUCCUUGUCCACCUUGUAYACCUGCUAUGCCAAAUCCUCCAUCACUAACUUUUUCCCUAAUUUUCUUUAGUAGUGGAAGCUUUUCUCUUUCUACCAUCCCCUUCCAAGACAGGUGGGAUUUGUUGGAAGAAGUUCCCUCCCUUCUUUUCCUUUGCCCUUUCCUAUCCCUCUCUGUUAAGGGUCCCUAGGCUGGAACUUUCUGUCUAGAUCCUUCACAAGCCUCCAUCCUCCUCAGGGGAAGGCAAGGAGAUGUGAAGGACCAAAGGUGAUAGUACCUGCUGUAAAACAGGCUCUGUGCCCUACCUGCUCCUCCUCCUUCCCUUCUCCUGCCAUGUUGCUGCUGAUGAACACCAGCAAUUCUGGAAUGACAGACAUUCUCUAGGCCUUCUCRGAGCUGUUUUUCUGCCAGUUGGUGGGGAGAAACAGGUUGUGAAUGUUCUCUUUGGCAUGGCAAACCAGGUCCUCAAGGAGUGAUGGAGAAAAAGGCAGGAAGAUCUGGUCUCUCGGGGUUAUAAAGGGUUCCCAUCUCCACAAACAUUACAGGUCAGAGGUCUGCCCCACUGCACAAAACUAUGCUCAGGCUGCCUUGUGUAGUCAGUUUAAUAGUCCCUGUUUAUGUCCCCCUUACUUUUAGGAAGGGACCUGGAGAGGACCUCAGCAGAACAAGUUCUCCAUGAAGCUUCUGCAGCUCUUCCCAACUGACUUGCAGCGGGUGCUGUGGGGUGAUGCUUCUUCCAUGAGAAGAGCAUCACUCAACCUCCUCAGAACAGGAACAGGAUUUCAGUUGCUCCUCUUGCUGUGCUGGCCUCACAAAGAGUCUUUCCCUUGAACAGGCCAUGGAUGUUUUGGCAUGGAUAGGGGACAGCCUAGGGCAAAGACGGAAGCACAGGGAAAAAAACAGUGUGAGAGCACCUGGGAGGCCUGGGAGUAGCCCAAGAAGGAUGGCCUGGAAGAAGCUCCCUUGUGUGUACCACACUAUUUGUGCUGGGACAGAAGAGGAUACCAGCCUCCUGAUGACAGUGUUCCUCUGAUUACUCAUGAGAGUCAGAGCAACAUAUCACCUCCUAAAUCCUCACCCUCCUCACAGGUGUGACAAACUUCUCUUAGGGAUCAUUUCAUGUCUUGGCAAAACCCCAGCUGCACUUGCUAGGUCUCAACCUCUGCCUCUUGGGUAGAAGAUCUGUCACAGAGCUGGGAAUGAGCCUACUGCCCUCUCCACCUGGCCCCAUUUAUGAUUAGCCCAACAAAGCACAAUCUUGGCACCAUCUCCCCCAAAGUUUUUCUGUCAGGCAGGGGUGCUGCCUGCUGAACAUGUCUUUAUGGAGCACAGUGAGCCUCCUCUCCAUGAUCUGCCCAAUGGUGACCUUGACUAUUGUUCACCCUCUGUCAGGAUGAGGGUGAGGGCCUACGUUGUGUCGGCCCUCCCUUAAGCAGUUAUUUCCUCUUUGAGGUGUUCCUCAGAAGACCCUGUGUUUUUGGGGGCCCUGGAAAAAGGAUGAGGGUGUARGAGUGUCUCUAGGAGGGAUUUACGUGCUGCAUGCAGAGAACUUGCUUGUUAUCUGCCAGGUCGUAGCACUGCCAGCUGUGASAGCUGGCUUGUAUGCUAGAGAUGGCAUAAUUUCACCUUCUGGAAAUGAGGAGGAGCAGCAGGCAGAGUCUGGUGCAUGAAAACCAGAACAGGUAUCCCCAAAGUGUAAACCUAUGAAGAUCUGUUGAGUUUCUUCCUUGUAGGUAUGCUGAUAGGUAACAAACCUAAGCCAGGUCUGAUCCCAUUGCCUCAGUCUUCACUAUCAGCCUGCUUUCCCACAGUCAAAGCAUUGUUUUGCCUUGAGUCCAGAGGUGUUCACGGGACUGACUUCACACAGCAAGAGCCAGUCCAACCCAGAGGAAAAGGUGUGAGUGCAGGAGGAUGAAGGGAAGUCAAAAAGGGAAGUCACGUCACUGCUGGCARGUAUCUGUCCAUGAAUGGGACCAUGCAGCAAACCAAGACAGAAAAAUACUGUGAGAGAUGCUUAGGCACUACAGAAACCUCCCCAGCUACCACAGUGGUCUUCCAGCAUGGCAGCCAUCCAAGCAGAAAAGACUAAUGGCUGGGGCACAGAAUUGGACAGGAAAAGGGGAAUGAUGGGCAAGGGGGGACGGACUCUUUUUCCUCUCCCCAACUCUUCCCACCCUGUGCUUCUCUGCUGUAUGGUCUUGUAAACAGUUCUACUCAGUCAAUACUUUGGGGAGGAGCAUUAACCUGUAAAGGUUUCUUCUUUCUCCCCUCAACACCUCAAUGAGGCAGAAAAGAAAGGUCAGGGAUACAGCUAUCAUCAGGUCCUUUUUUCUGUGGUGGGGCGGGGGGUGAGGCUGGAUAGGAGGGAAAAGCCAUUUCUCUCCCAGCUGUAGCCCUCCACUCCAAACCAUUGGAUGAAGUUUGCACAAGAUGGACUGUUCCGUGGGAGGAAGAGGGCAAGGAAAGGGAACAAAGUGUCUCACCUUCCUUSCUCCUCCCUUCUUCUUUGUCCUGUUCCCUCCCUCGGGAUGAGGGCUCACAAAGUGAUGCCAGCCCUGUGGGAGGAAAGCAGAUUUAAUGUUCUAUUUGCAUGACAAUUUUACUGUAUUUUUCUGAGCAAACACCUGUUGUGUAUGUGCCAGUUUGUUGAAAUUUAACCUCCUCCCUCAAAGUCUCUCCUGUCCUUUGUCCCUGUUUUCUCUGCUCCUUUCAUUCAUCCCUGAUGUGAUUUUUAUGAGAGACUCCUACCAGUUUGGGAGGGAACAUACCCCAAAGAGAACACAAACCAAUCCACCCCAUAAACCUCAUUCCUUCUUCUCUCCAAUGCCCCCCUUUCCCUUGCUCCCAUUGUGGUCUCUCAGCUGCUUUUCAUGGUCAUGUGUGUAAAGGGGGAUGUGUUAUAUACCAAAGGCCUUCUUAGUGGCCAUCAUAUUUACUAGAUACUGAGGAACAGGAGUGAAGCCUGUCAAAAUAGAUCUUGUGGGUGAAAUGGUCAAUACCAUCCCUUUGCCCUCAUUGCUUUUUCCCCAGAUCUAUAAGCAAGGUUAUGCUUGAAGGAACAUGGAGUGUUUUAGCUGAAGGGAAACCUCUGAUACAGUGGAAACUUGAGGUGGAGCUGGUUACAAUCACUUAAAAGACCUCCCAUCACCUUCUUCUCAUUGAUUGCAUACACCUCUGGAUUAGGUCUGUCCUACCUAUUCUCUCCCCUGGGUGGCCCUGGGAGAGGGCAGGCCAUGAUGAGACUUCAGUUUCUAAGCCCUCUAUGCCUUGUCUUUGGCAAGUUCCUCAAUGCUGCCUUCUUCCAGGACCAAGUGGGAGUUCUGGGGCUGAACCAAGACCAGACCCUUUCACACUUCAUUUCUGGCUUGGUGACUACUGGCAGAGAAAUCAGGGUUUUAAUUCACCUCACUGGAAAUUGUAGAUGGUGAGGAAUGAGGGUGGGUGCAGACCUGCCCUCUAUUCCCAGGAACAGCCUUGGGAAGAAGCCUGGGCUGGGAUCCUGCACCCAGGAGAAUGAAGGUGAGACUCUAGGCAUGCUGUUCCCAUGGGGCAGAGCUCUUUCCCAUAUCUGCUGGUGCUGCCCCAGUUUAUGCUGCAGUACCAUAUUCCCUUCUCCCCCUCCCCACUCUUCCGUGCUGAAUAAAUCCCUCUUGAGGCAGGUGUGAAAUAUUCAUGACUGACAAAUGAAGAAUUAUGUCGGGCUGAGGAGGCCUCUGUGUGUUUGCAAUGCUAAUCAGCCUGCCUUGCUGGAGGAGGCUCUGCCUGGCAGGCUUGAAAGAAGGAGGGGAAGAAGCAGGAGGAAGAUGGAAAAGGAGCUGAAAGAGGAGCGGCAGGCACAGUAGGGGUGAAGAAGGCAUGGUGGGACCAAGGAGUGGUGAGGCAAGGAGGAAAAAGAUAGAUGGAGAUGGAGAAGAUGAAGGAGAGGAACAGGCUGGAAAGACCUGGGAAGAGAUGGCCACAGUGGAAGGAAUGGGAUGAUAAAGAGACCAAGGGAACAACAAGGAAAAGGGUUGAGUGCAGGGGUGAAGGCUCUCUGAGAGGAGGUGCAGAGUAAGUCAGCAGUGCCUGGAGAAAAGUAUCUGGGCAGACUUCAUGAUGAGCUGUGACCCCUCUGUGUAGGGCAGAGCUCAGCGUUACAGCAGCUGCCAUACAGCUAGGAGCUGGACCCAGGGCCCCUAAAGCACAUUUGCCAUGCUUGUUGCUGACUGGAAAGCUCAGCUGCGUCAGAAGGACACAAAGCCUCCAGGAACCUGGAGAAUGUCCUCUCCACCRUCACCACCUCCUUCCGCAUGAGCCACAGCCAAGAGGAGCCUCAUGGAGCUGUGUCCUCCUGCUGGAGCCAGCCGGCUGCUGUCACACCGUCUGAGCAGGAGGGAGCCUUCUCAUGGUAGCUUGGUGUGGGCCGGACACUUUUUGCCACACCCUACCAGGUUAUGGGGGUUUCUCGUAGGGGGUUUCUCAGCUGCCCUCUGCCCACCCUGUCUGAGCAGGCAUUUUUGAGUUCUUCCCUGAAGAAGGGGCCGAGGGGAGCAUCUGUUGCGUCCCCCUACACACGCACGCGUUCCCCAGCCCGUCCCUCCGCCACUUUGGCCUUGUACUGUGAGGGGCAUUCUUGGUCUGCCUCCCCUUGACUGUCCCCCCACGCGCCCUGGGGAGGUGUCUCCGUACCUCUCCCUGGCCAUCCUACUAGGGCAGCUCUCUGCAGGGCCACCCCAACCCACCCCUGUUCCCAAGUGGAGAGAGGGCAUCCUCUGCCUGGCUUCUCCUUCUCCUCCUUCUCCCUCUCCUUCUCCUCCCUGCCCCAUCAGGGGGUAAAUUCCCUCUUCCCCCCUUACAGUCCCCUCCGUAUGCUCCACCCUCGCGCGUUCAGCUUGGCCUUUGCCUCCCCAUGACUACCACCGCCACUGUGAGGCCUUGCUCUUGGGUGGCCUGUCCCCACCGCCUGUUCUCCACCUUCCCUGGGGGAAGAGGCAGAGUCUGUCCGGGUCAGGCCAGACCCUCCAGGGCUGGUUCGGCUGGUCCAUCCACAAGCACAGCGUCUGGGGUGAGGGGGUGGGAAGGGGCGGGCAGCUGCCAAGAACAGAGAACGGGGUGUCAGCCCUUGAAUGUAAGGAAGGGCCUGGGAGGCAGCUGCUGGGACUGGCUCCUUAUGGCCUCUUUGGUGUUCCUCCUUCCGUAACAACCCUGUGACCCCCCUGGUUGUGUAUGGACAAAUUUAAGUUGGAGUUAUGUUCUUUA